Eremomyces bilateralis CBS 781.70 is the source of this 1338-nucleotide messenger RNA. RefSeq names its product 2-hydroxyacid dehydrogenase. Lineage: Eukaryota; Fungi; Ascomycota; Dothideomycetes; Eremomycetales; Eremomycetaceae. Bases 223 to 1311 code for a protein of 362 amino acids. Gene Ontology annotation, molecular function: NAD binding. The record is from RefSeq and is a predicted model, not a curated record. The transcript has 4 exons.
AUUCCAGGCUUCAGGUGCCCCGCUAACACACAACACUAUUAUCUCAAUCCCGAGGCACUUGGCCUUAGAACUUCACUUGUAGACAGGCAAAAAGGUCCUCCUCCGGUAUCUACAAAUAACAGUUACCCUACUUUCGAUUAUAAGGGAAUUAAAGAACCUAGACAGUUACAUGUACCGCUUAGGUGGUGAUAUAAUUAAUAGUGACAUAAGUCCAACCCCGCAAUGGCUACCCCGAAACCGGAGAAGUUGUUGUGUGUUCUACCACUUCCAGCACCGCCAAACUUGGAACAGCAGAUGAAGGAGAAACAUCCUGAGAUGGAUUUCGAGUAUAUAUUUCAUCGCUUUGACACGAGGAAUGCUCUAGCCUGCGUGAAGGAUAUUGUUCCUCCUGAAAAAUUCCAGUCUGCCACAGUACUGGUUACGUUGACCAUGCUUCCCGAUCCGGCCGACUGUCCUAAUCUGGAGCUCAUUCAUGUUUUCUCAGCGGGAACGAAUCACAUUGCCAAUCAUCCCAUUUUUACGAACACGAAGAUCCCGAUAUGCACCGCUACUGGCGUCCAUGGGCCUCAGAUUGCGGAAUGGGUGCUCAUGACUCUCCUCGCUCAUAACCACCUCCUGCCGCGGAUGUAUGAGUUCCAAAAGAAGCAUCUCUGGGAGCGGGAGCGGACGAUGGAAUUUCAUCGUGUGCGCGACCUUGUAGGCCAGCGGAUAGGCGUGCUCGGGUAUGGCAGCAUUGGACGGCAAAUCGCGCGAGUCUCGAAAGCAAUGGGGAUGGAUGUCAUUGCUUACACGGCCACGCCGAAGAAAACUCCCGAAGCGCGCCAGGAUUCUGGGUAUAUUGUCCCGGGAACGGGGGAUCCGGAUGGAAGUAUCCCGAGUGCCUGGUUUGGGGGAUUGGAUAAAGAUUCGCUGCACAACUUCCUGGAGCAGGAUAUUGAUGUGUUGGUGUUAUCCUUACCAUUAACGGCCAAAACGCGCCACUUGCUAGGGGAAGCGGAGUUCGAAAUUCUGGCCAAGAAGCAGGCAUUCCUAGUCAACAUCUCGCGUGGAGAAAUCAUUGACCAGCCGGAUUUGAUUCGAGCCCUGGAGAAAGGCUCAUUGCGAGGUGCAGCUCUCGAUGUGACGGAUCCUGAGCCGCUUCCGAAAGAUGAUCCCUUGUGGGACGCGCCAAAUAUUCUGAUAGCCCCUCAUAUCAGUGGCGUUGGGUCGGCAUACUCAGAGAGAGCCUUUCAGAUAUUGGACAUCAAUCUGACGAGAAGGGCGAAGGGAGAGAAGUUGAUAAACGUCGUUCAAAGGGAGAGGGGUUAUUGAAAGCGGAAUUCAAGACUUGGAGCAUGC